CCUGCCUUCCUUUCGGCCGGAACCGCCAUCUUCCAGUAAUUCGCCAAAAUGACCAACACAAAGGGAAAGAGGAGAGGUACUCGCUAUAUGUUCUCUAGGCCUUUUAGAAAACAUGGAGUUGUUCCUUUGGCAACAUACAUGCGAAUCUACAAGAAAGGUGAUAUUGUGGACAUCAAGGGAAUGGGCACUGUUCAAAAAGGAAUGCCCCACAAAUGUUACCACGGCAAAACUGGAAGAGUCUACAAUGUUACCCAGCAUGCUGUUGGCAUUGUUGUCAACAAACAAGUUAAGGGCAAGAUUCUUGCUAAGAGAAUUAAUGUACGUAUCGAGCACAUUAAGCACUCAAAGAGCCGAGACAGCUUCCUGAAGCGCGUAAAGGAAAAUGAUCAGAAAAAGAAGGAAGCCAAGGAGAAAGGUACUUGGGUUCAACUGAAGUGCCAGCCUGCCCCACCCAGAGAAGCACACUUUGUGAGAACCAAUGGAAAGGAGCCUGAGCUGUUGGAACCCAUUCCCUAUGAAUUCAUGGCGUGAUAAAUGUAAAAAAAAUAAAAGACAUCAAGACUGUACAAAUGUUUCUUUUAAUUGAGUAGCAGCGUGGUAUUGUCUUCCCCAAAGAAGUAUUUAAAGCAAACUUUAUAUCCGAAUUCACUGGGGGAUGGCUUUAUUCAAAUUUUGUGGGUUUUGAGGCACCUGGAUGACUCAGUUAAGCAUCUUACUUUGGGUCAGGUCAUGAUCUUGCAGUCCAUGAGUUUGAGCCCCGUGUCAGGCUCUGUGCUGACAGCUCAGAGCCUGGAUCCUGCUUUGGAUUCUGUGUCUCCCUCUCUCUC
Messenger RNA from Neofelis nebulosa (Clouded leopard), 827 nucleotides. RefSeq names its product large ribosomal subunit protein eL21-like. NCBI's taxonomy places the organism in Eukaryota, Metazoa, Chordata, Mammalia, Carnivora, Felidae. The transcript has a single exon. Gene Ontology annotation, molecular function: structural constituent of ribosome. The record is from RefSeq and is a predicted model, not a curated record. The coding region runs from base 49 to 531 and encodes 160 amino acids. Gene Ontology annotation, cellular component: cytosolic large ribosomal subunit; ribosome. Gene Ontology annotation, biological process: translation.